Molecule: messenger RNA, 1794 nt
Organism: Symsagittifera roscoffensis
Lineage: Eukaryota; Metazoa; Xenacoelomorpha; Acoela; Convolutidae
Exons: 3
Coding region: 164-1645 (493 amino acids)
Cellular component (GO): cytoplasm
Molecular function (GO): glycosyltransferase activity
Source: RefSeq, a predicted model, not a curated record
UUGAAAUAGAACAAUUCUUCUGCAUUCGCAUUUUUUAAAUUUCAGCUUUAAUUAUUUUCACACUUUUUCUGAAUAUUUUCGUAACAUCAUUUCCAAUUAAGCAUUUAACACGUUCUACUGCAUUGAACUUCUGGUCGACUCAAGUACCUUCAGUCUCGACAUAAUGAAAUUGCAUCGUUUUAAGCGAUGUCCUCUUUUCACUUUUAUUGCGAAAAUUUCAGUAGUCGCUUUUUUAUUAUUGUUAUUAAUAAAUCAUAAUAUUUUGGAUUCAAAACUUCAACUUACUCAUCAAAUUGAUCACCGCCUAUUCCGGAAUUCUUCCAAUAGUACUAAUAGAAAUAAAGCUGCUCUUGAAAAUGACGAAAAAUUUAUUGUCGAGACUGGGAUUGGUGGUGACAAUAAAAAAAUGCAGAUUCAAGAGUUCUUUCUCGACAAUGGAACUAGAAAAGACUACGUUUUUAUGUGGAGAGCUUUAUGCGACGAGCGGGAAAUAAAGGAGAAGAAAGCUGUUAUGGUAUUUGCCUUAUUCGGCAACGGUAGAAAUCUAGCGGACAGCAAGAAUCAAAUUGACGGCGAAGUUAGAUGUUUAAUUGACGGCCAGAGCUCUAGAGAAUUCACAGAAACAUUUAUUUUCCACGAAUUCAAGAGGUCGUUACUUGGAGUUUUUUGCCUCUUCGACAGAAAUAUUGAAUGUCCGAGAAAAGUUUCGAUUGUUUUUGGAAAUGCAGCUGUCUCAAACGAGCUAAAAGUGGAAAGACAAUAUCCAACAUCAGAGAAGAAAGACCAUAUUACGCUUUGUAGUCCUGCAAUAUCGACGAACAUGGAUUCGUUAAGACCUUCGCGACUCGCAGAGUAUAUCGAGUACCAGCGAUUGAUAGGUGUGGACAAAAUGAUGAUUGGGGAAAUUAGCCGAGAAAACUUCGCAUUGAAUGAGGAUACAAAAAGAGUGCUCGAUUUUUACAAAAAUAUUGGCUUCCUGGAAACGUUUUCUGUGCAACUGACCGAAAAGUAUACAGGAUACGACAGUGUUAGUCGCUUGCAGCGAUCCCAAUUUACCUAUUGCAUGGUCAAAAAUGCUCUUGUUAGUAAAUACAUUAUAAUACAGGAUCUGGAUGAAAUCGUAGGUGUGAAUUUUUCUCGAUACCAAAAUUUGCAACAAGCUUUGUGGAAAUUGGAGGAUAAGAAAUUUCAGUUUUCGAGUUUUUUUCUUUCUGACACUCCAGUUGCUCGUAAUUGUGAACAAAAUAACAAAUCGAACGAUUUGGCGCAAUUCAGUUUAUUCUAUCGUGAAAGUUUCCACCGAGGAAAAAGCAUUCUUUCCAGCCAGACAUGUCAAACUGUUUGGGCUCAUGGCUGCCUAAUGCCGAGAACUGAUUUGACAACUGGGAACCUUUCUUCGAAGCAUCUUGAAGCCCAAAGUUUAUUUUCAAAAUUAGUCGACCUACAUUAUGGAAACGGAAAAGAAGCCUUACGCAAUUUACAUUUUAGACACAGGCCUGAUUUUAGAGAAAAGAUCAAACUUGAAUGUUUGGAUGAUAACAUUGUCGAGAUAAACUGGCUUCAAAAUGUAUCAGAAACUUUGCAGAUGAACGUAUGGAAAGUUCUUAAACAUUUGAAUAUAAAUGCUCACGAAAAUUAUACGUAAAUUUACACCAAGUUUGAUAUUUAAUCUAUAUUCCGAACAAAUGUAGCCAUGUGCAGUUCAAAUAACUGAGAAUGAUCCGACCAUUUUUAAUACCCCGAUAAAAACAAAUCAGAAAGUUUUCCAGAGUUUUUGCCGUUUUAUAGGGUAGC